ACCUUAAUUUCAAACAGCUGUCGGACGCAUACUGCUUCCGGUGUAUGCGACCUUUACACUGAGGGAAAAGGGGCAAUGAUGGAGUACGAACGGAGCCAGCCUGCAAAGGGUUAUUCGGAUGAAUCGACGGUCCAUGAAGAUGUAAAGGAAUACUAUGGUAAACUACUGACGAAAACUGCAGACCUUAAGAGCAAUGCGUGCAUGACCGUGGCUAAACCAGUGACGUCGGAUAUCCGUAAAGCUUUGGAAGAGGUGCACCCAGAUGUGAGUGACAGGUACUAUGGGUGCGGGCUGGCUGUCCCAGAAUCCCUCCAAGGCUGCCGGGUGUUGGAUCUGGGCUGUGGUAGCGGACAGGAUUGCUACAUGCUGAGCAGGCUGGUGGGAGAGAGGGGCUUUGUCACAGGCAUUGACAUGACCAAUGAGCAGUUACAAGUGGCUAGAAAAUACAUUGAUUACCACGCACAGAGGUUUGGUUAUAGAAAGCCGAACACAGAAUUUGUCCAAGGAUACAUUGAGGACUUAGAGGAUGCAGGACUGAAGAAAGGCUUCUAUGAUAUUAUAAUAUCAAAUUGUGUAGUGAAUUUGUCUCCAGACAAGACCAGCGUACUGAAACAAGCUCACCGCGUUUUAAAGGAUGGCGGGGAGUUGUAUUUCAGUGAUAUCUACUGCAACAAGGACCUUCCAGCAGAGAUCAGGACUCACAAAGUCUUGUGGGGCGAGUGCCUCGCGGGGGCGCUGUUUUGGGAGGACCUGAUGCGGCUGGCUGGAGAAGUGGGCUUCAGCACCCCCCGGCUGGUGACCGCCACCGCCGUCACCGUGGGCAACGAGGAGCUAGAGAACCUUCUGGGCGAAUACAAGUUUGUCUCUGCAACGUAUCGCCUCUUCAAAAUCCCGAGAGGUGCUCCAAACACAGGGUGUCUCGUCAUAUACAACGGGAACAUCACUGGUUUUGAGGAUUGCCUGAAUUUUGACGCCUACCAUACAUUUAAGGUGAAUGCAGUGGUUCCCGUUGAUGGAGAGCUGGCCAGCAUCCUGAGGAGAUCUAGGUUUGCUGAAGAGUUUAGCUUCCAGCCUUGCCUGGCAGAUCAGCCUAGCUCUUCAUGCGUGGGCCCAAAGACAGUGACCUGGAACCCUUUCGAGGUUGAGAAUCUGGAGGCUUCUAGGCCGUGCUGUGGAGUCCCGAAAUCCUGCUGCAAGUGAGGAUAUCAGACAUCGCCGGCCACAGUGGAGGAUGGUCCUGCCCAUGGUGUUAAUUUUAAUCCUGUGAUCAGUUUCGGCUCUGUGGAACAGUCUUUGAAUACACCCCGUGGCCGCUUAAUUAGAUACAUCUACCCGUUAAUGCUAACAGCCUGCUUGAGUAAACAGCCAAUCAGGAGCCUGCAACUGAAUACAUAUGGCACAGAGGCGGGGUCAUGUGGUUCAACUGAGCAUUAGAAUGACUAAGACCAGGGGUGCUUGAAUGCAUGGCCUCACCUGGCCAGGGGCCUCUGCUACAAAGGGGCCUCUAUUAACAUUGCUGCCCCACAACACACCCCAGGGUUGAGAACUACACCAAUAUAGUAGACUAAAAUAGUAUGGGGGGGGGGGGGGCUGACCUUGUCACUGUGCCUCUGGCUAAGACGCCUGAUCUAAGAGAUUUUAAAUGAUUUUUUUGGUGCCACCUAUGGUCGUCCUAGUCACCCUUCUGGCUUUAAUGCCUAGAAUUUACAAGGAUUAGUAUGAUGAACGAAAACAUCCUGUCAGCAGCAGCCUCUGUUGUUGAAAGCGCCUAGUUAAUGAGAGAGGUCAUGGGACAAUGGCCAGACUAACAGGAAGGUAACAAUUGUAAAAAUAACAGCUCAGUACGGCAGUGGUGUGCAGAAAGGCAUCUCUGAACUCGUCAACCCUUGAAGUGGUUCUAGAAAUGGAAAGGGGACCUUACCUGGUGCUAUGUAGGUGUACCUAAUAAAAUGGCUACUAAGUGUAAAUGAUCAUUUUUAUUAUGAGUGAUUAAUUUGUAACUGUGUUAAAAUCAAACUCUUUUGAUUUUUCUGUUUGAUUUUUGAAAUAUUUUAACCAAAAUAGUUUUUAAAGAUGAAUAAAAAGACAAAUAUAGAUAAA
Messenger RNA from Paramormyrops kingsleyae, 2100 nucleotides. RefSeq names its product arsenite methyltransferase (gene as3mt). Gene Ontology annotation, cellular component: cytosol. Gene Ontology annotation, biological process: toxin metabolic process; arsonoacetate metabolic process. The record is from RefSeq and is a predicted model, not a curated record. Lineage: Eukaryota; Metazoa; Chordata; Actinopteri; Osteoglossiformes; Mormyridae. Gene Ontology annotation, molecular function: arsenite methyltransferase activity.